AUGGCGCGUGAUUUAAAUCAAUUUAUUACAGAUCAAAGAAAGAGUGAAAUUCGUUACUUAUCAGCCACCAAAUCGCUACUCGAAAAGUAUGAGGGUCUAGAUGAGGAGUCGGAACUUGGUGCAGUUUUUAACCUGUCUAACUACAAUAUUGUUAGGGACAGAGAUGGAACGUUCGCAAGUCAUGACAUGUCUAUUGGGAAACACAGCAUGAGUCAAAGGAACCCAGCAGAUAAACCUGAGGACAAAUCAUCAGGCAGAAAGAAGACAGCAUCCCCUGGCUUAGUGUACACAGAUGAAGAGUUUGACACCACAUUUAACCUGCUCAAUGAUGUUUCAACAGAGCUGAUAGCAAGUUUCCUGGAAGAGGGCGGACAGGGUGAGCCGAGUGACGCGGAAACUCUGAACUCGAGUGACUCGUAUGAAACAGUUGACAGCGAGGAAGCAGAAACAGAAGGGAGCUUGGGAGUUGAUGUUCAGAGGGAUAGACCUGGCCAUGGGAAUUAUGUGAAUGUUGGCUCAGAUGGAGAGGACAGUGUGGAUGGUGAUUAUGGGGACGGAGGUGUUACAGCUGGCAGUACGGUAGGCCAGGCCAGUAUGUCAAUGAGAGGACCUAACCUUGACCUUAGUGACUAUGAAGACGAGAGCUCUAGUGGCAGGGGGGAAUUGCAUGAGCCCGCACCACAAUGUACAGAUCAGUACAAGAAUUUUAAACCUGAGGACAUGCAGCAAAUACCUAGUGAAAUCAAUAACAAUAUGCACUAUGCAGAUGAAAUUAGUGGGAACUUGCAUUAUGGUCAAUCUCCUAUGAAACGUAGCAGCAGGGUGGAGAGAGGUGGUGAAGAAAAGGCUGAACAGUUGAAAUCACCUAAGACUAUCAAUGAAAUAUUUAAUUCAUUGAAAACAAAUGACAACCUUAGCACUAGGAGAACUGAUUUUGAUGUCAGAAAACCUCAGUCCACAAAUAGACUAUCGUUACAUAGUGGUUUUUCAGACAAAAGAACUAAAAUUGAAAAAGUGAGAGAGAAACAAGCUAAAAGAAUCAGUACACACUUCACACCGUUCAGUGGAUUGAGUGAUAAAGACAAAUUGUUUAGAGGGAAUCCAGUGUUUCAAAGUCCAAAAGAACAUUCCACAUACACUAGUCAGGAAGUUCAGCCAGUAGGGCACAAGACUGGCUAUUCAUCAAAAAAGUCGGAUGCAACUUACACCUUGCAAAAGAAUAACGAAAAAGUCUUUAUGUCAUCUGGACAAAUAUUCCAGUCUCAUUCCAAUGCAGGAACCAGCAAGAAUGAAACACAUUUCUCAUCACCAGGACAUAAUAUCCCAUCACAGUUCAAUGCACCAACCAAUCAGCCCCCUGUUGGUCAUUUUUCAAGUCCCCGGGGACAGAAAUUGCAGCAUUCUUCAGCUAAUGACCUUUCACCUUCAGUUAGGAAGAAAUUGGUGAUACACACAUGUUAUGAAAAUGCAAGAGAUAGUCCAGGUAAUCCAAGACAUAAUCGUUGCGAGUCAAGAGAUAGUCAUAUUAAUUCAAAAGAGACUGAUUGUGAACAAAGAGAUAGUCAUGUUAAACUAAGAGAGGGUAAUUUUGAACCAAGAGAUAGCCAUGUUAAACCAAGAGAGGGUCAUUUUGAACCAAGAGAUAGUCAUGUUAAACCGAGAAACAGCAAUGGUGAACCAAGAGAUAGUCAUUGUAAACCUAGUGACAGCAAUUGUGAACCAAGAAAUAUUGAUUAUAAACCAAGAGAUGUUCAUGGUAAGCUUGUGAACAAAGAACACAAUACACCAUUCCAUUUGAAACAGGCUAGAGAACAGUUUGUACCACAUUUCAAUGAGCCCAAAGCACAGUCAUCAGAUAUUGAAGGUUUCAACGAACGAGAAACUGCAUUAAACACAGCUCUUGAAAGCACAAGUAAAUCUUUUGAUGCAUCACAUAAAAAUGAAAGUUCAGGGAAGCUAACGAUUCGAAACUUAAAACAGUUUGAUAAAGUGAUGAGUGAACACUCAUUAUUAAUGAAUGUGUCUCUGAACACUUCUCAGAAAACUGAACAGAGUUUCGAAGAGGAAUCUGUGGAUAGGGUAGAAAAAUGGCUGUUUGGUAUUUCUGAUCCAGACUCAGUCCAUUACAAGAAACUCAAUAAUACCACAAUGAAUGAAAGUGUGUCCUUUCAGCUUCCUAACAGUGCAAACAUUUCCAAAGAGCAGAUCAGUGAUAUGAGAUCUCUUAAAAUCAAUACUGCAAAUGAGGGUAAUCAAGAACGAUUUCGUCUAAGUGAUGACAGACAUGCUCAGGAACAAACUUCUCAAGGUACAAUGUUAGUAUCUUGUCCGCCCCAGCAGUCAAGAAAUCCUGAUAAGCACUUCCAUGGAGAAAAGCAAGACCAGGGUGUAGAUGGACAGACUGGGCUAGUUUCAAAAUUGAAUAGGAGUGUACAUGAUCAAACUAUUGUGCAGAGAUACACUCAAAAAGUGUUGACUAAAAGCAAUAGACCCAAGAAAUCAACACCUAACAGUACUGGGAAAGAAAGGAAAGGUGUUUCCCCAAAACAAAAGGAGUUUGUCUCUCCAAAACAAAUGGCAGGGAAUUAUAAUCAGAACUGUGUACAAAGAAAUGUCUUUUCUCCCAAGAAUCAAUAUCCAGAGAGUAGACAGCUUGUUGACUUUGAUGUUUGGGCCAAAUCCGGUCAUAAGGCAUCACCUUACAAGAUGGAUUUGAAAGCAAGGGAGUCAUUUGAAAGUUGUAAGUCUUUUGACAUUAAUGAGCAGUAUGGUCAAGAUGAAGAUGUGCCAAGCAAUUCUGCUGAUGAUCUACAAAAUGUUAGUCUGAAAUAUGUUGAUGACAUUCAGGAUGAGUCCGGAAAUACGUACAAUCUUGUGUCAGUUGAAAAUGGCGGUAGAAUUAGACUGAAAAUCAAGAGAAAUUCAAAGAAUGUUUCCCCUAAGACUAGACUUAAUGAGCAACAAGUGGCUGAAAUGAUGAUGAAUACUGAGCAUGAUAGUAGACCAAAUGUGCAAAGAAAAGAUCGGGAGACGGGAAAAGCAAAGAGGCAUUUGAGUGGGAACACUAGCCGUGAGUAUGAAUAUAUUGACCAUAGCGGGAGACUGGUAAAUGAUAAGGUUGUCCCUACUCCCCCUAAAGCUAGGAAGCUAAGUCAAGGCUCAAGGCAUGUGGAAAAUUUGACCAGUGGACAAUUUAAGGAAAAAUAUCAAAAUGACAGGCGUUACUCACUGGAUAUUUUUAUGAAGCAAACUGGUAGGAAUUCAUCUUAUAAUGCUGAUAAUCAGAAAAUUGGACCUGCCUUUGGAGAUGUCAGUGUAAGACAACAUGAUCCAAACGUGAAUUUCAAUGUUGGGGAUAGAGUUAGACCUGUUGCAAGUGUUGAACAGAGGAAAAUUGAACCAAAAGAAAACAGGUGGCAACAAUUUUCUCCCAGUAACUUCCCAAAUAAUGCAAAUGUGUCAAAAGAACAUGUUUACUCUCCCAGUAAUAUCCGAAAUAAUGCAGGGUUUGAAAAUAGGCAAAGACAUCAUAAUAUGAUGAGUGAGAGACAAUCAUCACAGCAAGACCUGAUGUCACCUACCAUACAUAGACACAGACAUAAUGAAAAAGAAGAUUUUUCCCCAAGCACUUCUUUCAGUAAACUUAAGCUUAAUACGCCUGGGUCCAUGGCUAGGAAUCUCAACAGACAAAGACAGAAUGUAGAUAAAGAUGAAUAUAUCAUUGAAGAUAGCUUUGCUCACCCAUUAGGUGGCUAUGAUGUUCCCCAACACAGGUAUGAUCAUCCACAAGAUGGAUUUGAAAGUCUUGUUCAGAACAGGUCUGGUCAGAAUUUGGACACGCAGGUGGAAGCCAAUGCUAGUGCAAGUACACAUGUUUAUAUGGCAGACUCGGCCUAUGAAACUGUAAAUCCUCCUGACAACCGCAGGAUGUCGAUUAGUUCUGGGUACACUGAUGACACAGUUAGGCAGAGAAUUGAUAAUGAAAGAAGGGUAUCCGGUGUUUUUAUUCAACCAGAAGGGAGUGUGAGUGUAGUUAGACAAAUAGAUACCCUGCGACAAAACAGAAAUGCUAGAAUUUCCCAAGGUGAUACCGAAAGAAGAAACAGCCAAGGUCGUAGAGAAAGUAUGGAGAGUCAGUUUUACAACAGAGGAAGAAAAAAAUCUCCUGGGUUUGUUAGUAUAGAUAGUGUGUCGGAUAUUUCUGAUCAAUUCAGAGUACAAAGACAAGAAGGGAGGGUUAUAAAUCAACCUAGUAGAAAUGAGCAAGUUUGUGUCAUGGGUACAGAUAGGAUUGAAGGUCACAGGGCAUCCACAAAUCUACCUAACAACCAACAUAAGAUUAUCAGGAAGGAUUUGUUCUGUGCUAAAGGAGAAACCAUUCAAAUACCUUCCACUUCAAGGCUCGGCCAGGUUGCUCAUGACUUUAAAGUUCCUGUGAGCCCACCUGUUAUGACGGGAAAUGUAAUUAAAAAGGGCAACAAAGAGAAUGAAGCUUUAAAUAAUCGAAAAUCUCAGAAACUAUGCUUUACCAAACCUCAACCGUUGAGCAAUAGCGAUCAGCUAAGGCGUCAUUUGAUGUACAAUGCUGGAGCCAGGCCAAAAGACACAUAUGCACAGAGUACGCCUAUAAAACCUGGGUCGAAGCUUGCAAUGGACGUGUCAAUGUCAACUAUUAUGGGCUUUGACGAACAUCAUAAUGAGACAGAACACAAUGAGGAAGUUGUGUUAAUUUAAAGGGAAUCUCUAACAGUUUAUUUGUUCAUACAAUUAAAAGUACAAUUUUGUUUUUUAAUUUUUUUGUAACAUGGUAAUUGUUAUCAUCAGAGGUUCAAGAGAUGUUUUGUUAGUAAAUAUUUUGUAAAUACUUCCUUAUUUACCAAACUGUUAACAAAAAUGAAAAAUGGAUGGUUGAAAUUUAUGAAAAUCUUCCUAAAUAACUUCCUGAGGAAUGUAAGUUGUUGUUUCGCGUUUAUUAAAAUGUCAUGUUUACGUUUAUGAGGAAAUAAGUUGAAUUAAUAUAUUUCAUUCACCAAUAAAAUUUAUACAUAUUUGCUUUUUAUCCUUGUUUAAGAUUGUUAUUAUAUCACAGUAAUUUGUUUAAAAACUUGUAAUAAAAACAAUACAAAUCUUAUUUUAAUAUUUAAAACUAGGAAACUGGGUAUGCCUGUUUAAACUUUUAUUUUUUUUCAAUGGCUACACUGAUAUAAGAUCUGAUUUUAUUAGUUUUCCUACAUUAUUGAUGAUAGACAUAACUCAUUGGAAGUUCUUUUCUUUUAUUGUAUCCACUAUUAUG
Messenger RNA from Mya arenaria, 5293 nucleotides. RefSeq lists its product as uncharacterized. The record is from RefSeq and is a predicted model, not a curated record. Bases 1 to 4734 code for a protein of 1577 amino acids. Lineage: Eukaryota; Metazoa; Mollusca; Bivalvia; Myida; Myidae. The transcript has 8 exons.